Suillus subaureus is the source of this 180-nucleotide messenger RNA. RefSeq lists its product as uncharacterized. The record is from RefSeq and is a predicted model, not a curated record. The annotation marks the transcript as partial. The transcript has a single exon. Lineage: Eukaryota; Fungi; Basidiomycota; Agaricomycetes; Boletales; Suillaceae.
AAGGUCUCUGUUGUCAAUGUCAAUGGUAUUACUGUCAGACAUCCAUGUUGUACUGUUUAUAAUUGCCAUAUUCCACUUUCUAACAAUCAUCAUCAGUUUUGUCCUACUUAUACCAACCAAAACAAUGAGUGCACAAUUAUUGAAUGUACACUGCCCAUCACUGGAGGUUGUCACACAUGU